AUGACUGCAAUAGUGGAAGAUAUGCCAGUAUUUAUUCCUAAAGAGGAAGAUCUAGGUCGAAUUGUUCAACAAAACUAUAUUCUUUCAUCACAAUAUGAAUCACUUGAUAGUGAUGAUUUAUAUACAAAAUAUAAAAAACUUCAACGACAACUUGAAUUCUUAGAAGUUCAAGAAGCAUAUGUUAAAACAGAAUUAAAAAAUUUAAAAAAAGAAAUGUUACAUGCACAAGAAGAAAUAAAACGUAUUCAAAGUGUACCACUUGUUAUUGGACAAUUUCUUGAAGCUGUUGAUCAAAAUACUGGCAUUGUUGGAUCGACUACAGGUUCAAAUUAUUAUGUACGAAUUUUAUCAACAAUUGAUCGAGAACUUUUAAAAGCUGGUGCUAGUGUUGCUUUACAUAAACAUUCAAAUGCACUUGUUGAUAUUCUUCCACCAGAAUCAGACAGUAGCAUUUCCAUGUUACAAGCUGAUGAAAAACCGGAUGUUGAUUAUUCGGAUAUUGGUGGAUUAGAUUUACAAAAACAAGAAAUUCGUGAAGCUGUUGAAUUACCAUUGACACAUUUCGAACUAUAUAAAUUAAUUGGUAUUGAUCCACCACGCGGUGUACUUAUGUUUGGUCCUCCAGGUUGUGGAAAGACAAUGUUGGCUAAAGCUGUUGCUCGACAUACGACUGCUUCAUUUAUUCGUGUAGUUGGUUCUGAAUUUGUUCAAAAAUAUCUUGGUGAAGGUCCUCGAAUGGUUCGAGAUGUGUUUCGUCUUGCUAAAGAAAAUUCUCCUGCUAUAAUUUUUAUCGAUGAAAUCGAUGCAAUUGCUACAAAACGUUUCGAUGCUCAAACAGGAGCUGAUCGUGAAGUACAACGUAUUUUACUUGAAUUACUCAAUCAAAUGGAUGGUUUCGAUCAAAGCAUUAACGUUAAAGUUAUCAUGGCAACAAAUCGUGCUGAUACACUUGAUCCAGCUCUUCUUCGUCCAGGACGUUUAGAUCGUAAAAUUGAAUUUCCUUUACCUGAUCGACGACAAAAACGUUUAAUUUUCUCAACUGUAACUAGUAAAAUGAAUUUAAGUGAUGAAGUUGAUUUAGAAGAUUAUGUUGCACGUCCUGAUCACAUAUCAGGUGCUGAUAUUAAUUCAAUUUGUCAAGAAGCUGGUAUGCAAGCUGUACGUGAAAAUCGUUAUAUUGUAUUAGCAAAAGAUUUUGAAAAAGCAUAUAAAAAUGUCAUUAUCGAAAUGAAAGUUACGUCGAAAACUACAGCAGCUAAUUCGACCAAUCGGAUUAGUGCAUUAGACAGACUCAGCAUGCCAACACCUAACAAUAAUAAUAAGCAAAUUCAUCAACGUCUAAGUGUACCAACAAAUCGCAUGAUUACAGAUGCACGACAAUUAUUAACAAAUCGAAAUACACCAAUAUUUGAUGCUCGACAAUUAUUAAGUCGACAAUCAUCAAAAACUUCUAAUACUUCUCUGAUAAUGCAAAAAGACUUUAUACAAACUGAAGAAGAUGAUGAUAAUGAACAAGAUGAUGAUGAGCAAAAAGCAGAAUAUAUCAGUAGUUUUAACAAUACUCGAACAAUCACAAACACAUCAUUCCAACGUGAAGAUGAUGUUCAUCGGUUUCAAGCUCACAACAGCCACCUAUCUUCAUUCGACAAAAAAGUUAGUAUCAGUGUUGUAAAAGAUCAAUCCCGCAAAAGACCUAAAUCACCAUCGCCAACUUCACCUUCACCUCCUCCAAGAAUCAGACGUUUACAUGAUGCUUCAAUUCAAACAACACAGUCAUCAUCUUUAUCUCGAUCACCAAUUCCGAUCAAUUCUCAUCGACGACAUUUAGAUGAAUAUGAUGAUCAUUACGAACCACCAAUAAAACGUAGUUCUUCACGACAUACAACAAUAGACAAAGAACAACAAGAUCUAUCUACAGUAUUAAAAAAUUCUCUAAGACGAACAUCGACCAAGACAUUUGAUAAUACACAAACAAAACAAAAGUCAUCAAUACAAUCGAAUUCAAAUGCUACAACGGUCUUAGUAACAAAUCUUCAACCAUCAGUUACAGAAGAUGAUGUUAUUGAAUUAUUUAGUGAAGUUGGUCAUAUUGAUGAAAUAAUAACAUUAAGUCAUGGUUGUGUUCAAAUUGUUUAUUCAAACCAUGCACAUGCUGAAGAAGCAGUUGCUAAAUAUCAUAAUCGAUUAUUAGAUGGGCAAUUAAUUUAUGUUAGCCUUCAACAACUACCAUCUUAUUCAACAAAAUCAUCCAAAAAUUCUUCAUCAUCACGAUAUUCCAAACCAACAGCAUCGAAAGACAAGAGUUCAUCACAAUCAAUUAAUGAUAAUGAAUGUUUAAAAUCAAAUUCAAAUAAAAUUGUUAUUGAUCCUACAUUUAUGCGCCAAGCUCUAUUCUAUCCGUCCAAUAAUCCAACAAAUCCUGUACAAUUUCAAGUGAAACUUUAA
Molecule: messenger RNA, 2445 nt
Organism: Rotaria sp. Silwood1
Lineage: Eukaryota; Metazoa; Rotifera; Eurotatoria; Philodinida; Philodinidae
Source: the annotation of a GenBank genome assembly